AUGGCAGAAAAAAAAUCAUCAACUAAUUCUCAAGAAGACGUACUACAAUUUCUUGAAGAUCUUGAUACCUAUUCUACAAAUCCGUCAACGAUUGAAACUAGAACUGAGGAUGAUGCUCAAUCUGUUCUUGAUUACAUUGAUCAAAUAGUACAAACUUCGACUACUAAUACAAGCGUUAAACAAAGUUCUGAACAGAAACUACAAAAAGAUGAAGCCAGUGGCAGUGAUGAUAAUAAUAAUAGUGGAGCUUGGAGUUGGGGAAAUAUAAUGGCAUCUGCUUCAACAGCCUAUAAAACAGCCAGCACUGUUGUUGAUUCGUCUGUUAAAGGAGCAUUGGCAACAGUCGAAACGGUACGAGCAAACGAAGCAACUAAAAAGUUGGAAGAAAAAGUACGUGAAUAUGUGAAUAAGGAAGCAAUUGAAAAAAUAGGUUCAGAUCUUAAGUCAUUAAGUUUAAAUACACUUACAACAGUUGUUAAUGCGGUAGUUCCACCAAUUUCACAAUAUGAAAUUGUAGAAGUUUGGUUGGCACAUGAUAUGAUUGGAUAUAUUGGAUUGGAAUCAAUCGUUUAUCGUGGAUUUAUAAAGGUAAUGGAACAAGUUGAAGGAGGAGAUAUUAUUGUUAAGAAAGGUAAUAAUAAUGAAAUAAAGAAAGUUAAUAUAACAGAUGAAUCAUAUAGAGAUUUAAAUGUUUGUGAAGGAUUUGUUGAAGCUAUAAAACUUGCAAAGGCAAAUAUUGAACAAACAAUCAAGAAACAUUAUGAUCCCAUUUCAUUAGAAAAAGAAAGAUUAAAGACAAAAGAAUCACAACAAAGAGAGACGCCAUCAAUUACAUGCCCAGUAUUUAUGUCAAUACAACCAACAAAAGCUAAUCCAUACGUUAUACCAACUUUAUCAUCAUCCACACCAUCAACAGAUAAUGUUUCAGAAAAUUUUCUGUUCUUUGUAAUAGUAUUAACAGAUCCAACUCACAAUCUGACCUUCGAAACUUAUUCACAAGCAUUACCAAUUAGUUGGUUAGAUGUAAAAUAUGAAGAAAAUGAAUGGGUAGAAGAUAAAAUGGUUGCAUCAAUAAAACUAGCAGUACAAACAAUUGCUCAAGAUUAUGUUUGGCAUCAAAGAAACUGA
Molecule: messenger RNA, 1128 nt
Organism: Entrophospora candida
Lineage: Eukaryota; Fungi; Glomeromycota; Glomeromycetes; Entrophosporales; Entrophosporaceae
Source: the annotation of a GenBank genome assembly